Oryza sativa Japonica Group (Japanese rice) is the source of this 1712-nucleotide messenger RNA. RefSeq lists its product as uncharacterized. The record is from RefSeq and is a predicted model, not a curated record. NCBI's taxonomy places the organism in Eukaryota, Viridiplantae, Streptophyta, Magnoliopsida, Poales, Poaceae. Gene Ontology annotation, molecular function: protein binding.
GAUUGGAGGCCAUAAAAGGAGCAGGAGAAGGGGAGUGAGAGAGGGGCUAACCGCACCGCACGCCGACAUCGCCGGAGAGGGCGCCGCUCGCCGGCAUCGUCGUCGCCGGAGACUCGUCCGUCCAUCCGCAAGGGAGUCCAGCAAUACUCCAUCAUGCAAAGCCCCAGCAAGGUUUCUGAAGCCUCUGGCUCAGCACCCCCUGCCACGUCUGUGAUCGAAGGUUGGGCAGAACUCCCAGAGGGCCUGCUUCACUCCAUUGUUGCUCUAUUGGGCUCUUUCCUUGACCUCCUUGCCUUCACUGGCACCUGCCAUUCUUGGCGUGCUGCCUUCUCAUCCUACCCAUCAAAAUCUAACUUUCGCACCAUACUCCCACCCCUCCUCGUCCGACCCAAUGUCCGCGUCAAAGCCCCUUAUAGCAGCAAUGGUCAUCGCAAGCUACGCUCGUGUGAGGUCAUUGAUCUAGCCAACCGAAACACCCCACUCCGCUGCCAGAUUCCUCAAGAAACUCUGCAGAGGAUGCAUUUUGCAGGUUCUUCCCAUGGUCAGCUCAUCUGCUGCCGCCGUGGUUAUUGUCUUGUUGUUGAUGUGUUCACCGGUGCUGAGGUUUCACCUCCACGCCUUCCAUUCAGUGAGAACUGUGAUGAGUUCUACUACUGUGGCAUUCUGACGGCUCCUAUCACGUCACCUAACUCACAUCUCAUUAUCAGCACUCAGUCCUCCCUGUUUGAUUGGCCAGUUGGAAGUGACUCUUGGUCUGAGCUCAAGCUGCCCGUUAAUCGGGUCGAUCAGAUUGUGGAAUUCAAUGGUCAGCUCAUCGCUGUGAUUGAAUACAGUCUGUACACUUUGCAGUUGGCCCCCAUUCUUCGCUUGGAAAAGAUAAAAACUCUCUGGUGGGAUAACAUGAAUGAAUGUCCGUAUAUGAGACCAUGGUUUGUGGUUUGUGGUGACAUGCUUCUCAUUGUUGACCACUACAUAAGUUUUUCAUUUGGAGCACCGGUCCUCUACAGGCCAUACCGUCUGGACAUGUCGACCAAGCCUGCAAAAUGGGUGGAGGUAAAGAAGCUGGAGAACUGGGCACUCUUCAUUGGGGGUGAUGCAAGGAGCCCUCCAUUUUCUUUCAAGAACCCGGAGCGCUGGGGAGGGAGGAGCAACUGCUUGUACUAUGCUCACUACUCUCAGCCAUUGAGCCUGCAUGGGUUGGGUGAUGAUGCAGAUGCUGUGUGGGAUCCUAACACUGAUGACAACCUCGUGUUCAAAAGAAACUGGUACCGCCAGCUGCAGGCCUUGUGGGUGUACCCAAGCAUGUUCUAUUCAGCGGGAGACGGCCAGUGAUUGCUGCACAAGAGCUCUGCUCUUAUCAUCUGAUUCUGAGACUCUCUUCUGAAUUCUGAUGUAGGGCAGAGCAUCUUAAUGCUUAGCUUAAUAAUACUUGCAGUCGUUUUGUAGCUCAGUUGUUAGCUGCAUUCUCUAGUCUAAUAUUUUCGAGGUGCACUGGAUGCUUUUGUACCUAAACUAUUAGUAGCUGUUGCUUUUAUGCUGGAAGUCUGGAUUCUGGAACUCGCUACCGUUGAGGAUUUCCACUGGUGAUGGAGAUAAUGUUUCGUUUUACGAGUGUUUGAGCUUAGCUGCUAUAUUUUGGAACAUUAAUAUAUAUUCUUGUGUGCACUUGGCUUGUGAUUUGGUUCUGAAUGUAACCUAUAUGUUGUUCGAGC